Messenger RNA from Aspergillus calidoustus, 1974 nucleotides. Lineage: Eukaryota; Fungi; Ascomycota; Eurotiomycetes; Eurotiales; Aspergillaceae. The record is from the annotation of a GenBank genome assembly.
AUGCCCUCUUCACGCCCAAUCCCCACCCGCCGCCGGGUCUGGCUCGCCUGCACAACUUGCCGCGCCCGGAAGACGCGCUGCAACGCAGCGAAGCCAAAGUGCAGCUUGUGCGCGGCACUGGAUGUCGAAUGUGUCUACCAAGACUCCCAGCAGCCACGAAUCGAUCCCACCGCGAAACUCCUCCUUGAUCGCAUUCAGGCGCUGGAGGAUCGACUUUUCGCUUCGCCAGCUCUCUCUGCGUCCCGAGAGCGACAUGCGGAUACCCUAUUGCCGAGCGGGAGAGAUGGUCAGAUGACGGGCAGGGGGUCACCUCCACUCGGAGCGCAGGAAAAAGAACCGGAAACUGAUCGCGACAUCCCCUUCCCUUAUCAUCACACAGCCGGCGCGAACCACCUCCUAAACUGGCCUGUCAUCUGUGAGAUCUUUUCCCGCGCCGGACAGAACAGAAUACGUACAUAUAUCUUGCCCCAUUCGGCUACGGAUGUCUUUUUCGAAGCACCUACCGACCCGCCAGCAUCAACCUACCCACACGAGUCAUGGCGCCUCUUCGAUACCGCCGUUCACUCUAACGUGAACGUGGAAAACUUCAUCUCGCUCAUCCAUGCGUAUUUUGGAGAGGUUAAUCUAGUCUACCCAAUACUCUCCCGCAGCGAGAUCCUCCGCGUUUUUGAGAAUGUCGUUGCCAGUUUGCAGUCGGCUGGCCCUGCCUGCCGCGCUGAACCCGAACCCGUAGCACACUACUGCCUCCUGUUGUUAGUUCUGUGUCUGGGUGCAUUCAUCCGUCGAGGGGGCAAUCAGGUUCGCCUCACGGACGGGCAGGCGGUUGACGAUGGGGAUAAAUGCAUAGAGACCUUGGACGGCAGCCUAUGGAAAAAGGCUAGUCUGCUCCUCGGUUAUAUUUCGUCAACUGUAGCUCUGGAAGCAGCGCAGUGCUCUAUGAUCGCAAGUAUCUACAUGGGCGCCCUUGGUCGCGUCGCGGAUUCAUACCACUGGGCACAUGCGACGUCCGUCAAGUGCGCCCAUCUAGUUAAACGAACAUCCUCCCCGUCCCCCUCAAACCACGCUGACGCCUUCCCGGAACCUCUCCGCCGCCUCUACUGGGUCGCGUUCAUAUACGAGUGUGACUAUGGCUCCGAGAUAUCUAUAAACCUCCCCUCCGGAAUGGCCAUGCACGAGGAUACCGUUCCCUAUCCAGGCCAAUGCGCUUCUUUGCGCGACACCACCGCCAAUACACUGCCUCCCACUCCGUCAACAGCCAGCUCUUUGAGUACGCGCGAUCCCAACGACGAGUUCGUGGUCUUCCAACUAACCACGAACGCCGCAAUACGCCGCUUCCUGAAUCGCGUACAUAGCCUCGUGUAUACCCAUCAAGAACAUAGGCAUCGCGCCCCUUGGCUCCUGAACAUGACGGACGAGUUCUCCGCGUACCACGACGCGAUAUACAAGCAUGUGCCGGAAUUUUUGCUUUCGCCGCAACGCGGACAGCGUAACCACCAAAAGCUCUCCCCGCCGAACACUGUCACCACCUGUUCUCCAAGCAUGGGCAUGGGCAUAGGCAAUGAGUCCUGGAAUGUACUGCGGCUGAGGGGUCGGUACUACGCAUGCCAGCAUAUCAUCCACCGCCCCCUGGUCGAAUAUGUCCUGGGGAACAGCGCGAGUUUCCACGCGGAUCCAGAUCGGGAUGUUAUCCUGGGCAAGUGCCGAUUGUGUCUCCUGGGCUGUAUCGGCUUCAUCGAUGUUUUUGAUGUCGAGGAUGUGAAUAGUGUUACGUGUCUUUUUGCGACGGGGCUCGCUUACAUCAUAAUCCUCCGCGUGGCGACCAUCUGUCCGCACUUUACGUCUAUUAUCCCCGACAACAUCGAGGAGGUGAUCGCGACGGGGAUGCGCAAUCUUCGCAGGUUCAGUGUCAGUAUUAAGGAGUUCCGCUGGCAUUUGGGGUUUCUGGAGGAGAUGAAUCGGUCGUGCGGACAUUGA